Molecule: messenger RNA, 879 nt
Organism: Fusarium oxysporum Fo47
Lineage: Eukaryota; Fungi; Ascomycota; Sordariomycetes; Hypocreales; Nectriaceae
Product: SGNH/GDSL hydrolase family protein
Exons: 3
Coding region: 1-879 (292 amino acids)
Source: RefSeq, a predicted model, not a curated record
AUGAGGUCGUUUCUUCAACUUUUGAUUCUGGCAGCUGGACUGUCCCAGGCGACAGCUAUCCCUGUACUGUCCAGAGCUGCUGGUGCUGCCAAAAACCUGAUUAUCUUUGGCGAUUCAUACUCUACUGUUGGCUUCUGGCCCGGAGGCGACUUGCCCAGCGCUGGCAACCCUCUCGGAAAUCCCUCUCUACCAGGACAAACAACGGCAAAUGGAUUGAACUGGGUGGGCCAAUUGACUAGCGUGCUGAACACUUCUACGGUCCUGACUUAUGACUUUGCUGUUACGGGCGCUACAGUUGACAAGGAAAUCGUCUCGACAUAUGCACAGUACUGUGUUGAUGAUCAGGUUGCUCAGUACAAGGAAUAUGUCGCAGACAAAAUCAGUUCUGCAGACACUCUUGUUGCAGUUUGGAUUGGUAUCAAUGAUCUCGGCGAGCCAUUCUGGAAGAAAUCAGCCGCGCCUGUUGAGAAGACCAUGGAUCGGUACUUUGAGCUCCUGAAGACUCUGUCUGAGACUGGCUUGAAGAAGUUUGCUCUUCUCAGUGUUCCUCCUUUCGCGGACCAAAUCCCAGCUAUGAACGGACAGCCUGAGUCGGACCUCAAGACGCUUCGUUCAGACAUCAUUGCCUAUAACAAAGCCCUGACUGAGCGCGCUGCUGCUUUUGCAAAGUCUGACUCAGGCAUCGAGGUGAAGGUGUUUGACACGAAACCAACUUUCAACGCCGCGGUGAAAAACUUCAAAGAGUAUGGUGCCAAAGACGCGACAUGCUAUGGCGGGAACGAUUGCCUCUGGACUGAUACUUAUCAUGCGGGUGUUGGUAUUCACAAAGCUCUAGCCAAGAACUUUGCAGAGGAUAUUAGCAAGAUUUUCACGUUCUGA